AUGUCUAAAGGCACAGUGGUUCUGGCCUACAGUGGAGGACUGGACACCUCCUGUAUCUUGGUGUGGUUGAAGGAAGAAGGAUAUGAUGUCAUCACAUACUUGGUAAGGGACAAGCCCAAGGAAGUAUCUGUGGGACAAGUGUGUGUGCGACAGGUGGGGGCAAUAUAACUUGGAGUUGGUCAGCACACAGCCAUCCAGUUGGUGGGGUGCUCUUGUUUAUUGUACAUCAGCCUAUUAGAGUCUAAAUAUUUCACUGGUGUCCUGGUCAUGGCAGCUGAAACCCCAAUGAAUGUUAAUUUGAUGCAGUUCUAGAAAGGAUGGAUACAUUUUGCCUCGUAAUGUGUUAACCACCACAAGAGUGCUAUCUGUCUGCAUAAAGCUUGCGCAAAACUGGCUGGAUUAAUUUUUUGCCCUUAGGCCAGUUCAGAACUCUUCAUUCAGUGGCUGGCUAAAGAAAGGGGUGCAAGGGUACUGCGCCUCCUGUUGGUGUUGGGAUUAAUCAUUUGGAGGGAGAAUAGAAAGAUGGGCACUGUACCAAUGGGUAACCUGUUUUUCUUAUUGAAAUCCCUAAAGUAUGUCUGCUCUUGUGUUAUGUUGUGAUAGAAAACCUCUAUAAAAACAAGCAGCCAAACAAGCAGUCUGAAGACCACAGAGGCAGACAUAGGCAUACCUCAGUUACGUAGAACAAUGGCUUGUUCCAACAACAACAAAAAAGUUGGGGGUUGUGUUUUAGGCUUGGGCGGGAUCCAGAUUUUCAUGCAUCAUACUGUUCUUCUGCUAUCCUGGGAUUUACGGGUAUUACUGGCAUGGCAUGUAAGGGGGUGCUAAAAACGAACAAAAAGCCCAUUGGGUGUCUUUUACCCGAAUGCUAACACAAUUAGUAUAGCUAAUAGCCAUUUUUGGUGAGUGUGGCCAUUUACAAGUGAAAGUGAACGAGAGAAAUUGUGCAAAUUAACAAAGUUGUGAUUUUUAUUUAUUUAUUUAACCUUUAUUUAACUAGGCAAGUCAGUUAAGAACAAAUUCUUAUUUACAAUGACGGCCUACACCGGCCAAACCCGGACGACGCUGGGCCAAUUUUGCGCCACCCUAUGGGACUCCCAAUCAUGAUGCAUGCUUGGGCACCAAAACAGCAAAGAACCCUCCGUUUGCCUGCUCACUCCGCACCUAAUUUUCCCGACUGAGCUGGGAUUCGAACCAGUAACCCAAACCCUUGUCCUUAGAUGUCUUGUUAUCUAUUCUACUUUGGUUGGAUUUGUUAAAUCUUACUUUAUGAGUUACCGGAAAGAGAAAAACACAUUUGUUAAUCUCAGCAGAAAAAUCUCCAUGAUAUUCAUGGAGCAGCACUCCAUGAACUGCUAGACUGUGUGGAAGCAUGUCAGUUGCAUCGGCUCAAUGGACGUGAUCUGAAUGUUAAAAUGGUGGGUGAUGGGACUUCAGCAGCAAGCAAUGGCUCAGGUCCCUGGGGAGAUAGACCGGGGAUGAAGACACAGGAAAUGAUGUGGAGACUGGAUACAGUAAAUUAAUUAUGAACCAUUUAAUUGUGUUUCUGUGCAAAGCUUUGUUGCACAGAUGGGGUUUUUGGUUUGCUCGUGUAUUCUUGACUUUAAUAGGGAUGUUGACAUGGUUUGCUUUCGAUUGAGGCUGUGACAAGGUCUGUUGUCAUGGCAACCAGGGCUCUGAUUUCCUGACUUUAAGUGCUUUGUAAACAUGAUAAUGAAGUUUGGAGAACAUGACCAAUUUCUACCUUUUUCACUGAAACACUUUUCUCUGAACAGCACAUAUCAGCUGUGGUAUGCUAUUUUAGGCACCAGUUGAUUAGUUGUAACUAAAACUCUCUUGCAGGCUAAUAUUGGACAAGAAGAGGACUUUGAUGCUGCAAAGAAGAAAGCAGAGCGUCUUGGAGCAAGGAAGGUAAAAAGCCUGAGCUGUCAUGACAUUGGGAAGACAAAGUAGCAUAGUGGUGUGGAAGACACGGCUGGAACAUUCUGUUCUGACUUGUGUUAGUUAGUGUCUUAGUGUAGACCACAUUUUUGCAAUGGCAAAGUUGAUUUUGUUAAGGUAAAAGAGGAGACUAGGAUCGGGUCGAAGUAAACGUUUUAAUACAGAGAUUUUGGGGUACAGGUAGUCGUGAAAAUGCAAAGCUUGAUAGCACCAGAGGCUAAAAAGCCAAGGCCAAUAGCAUUGUGGCUAAAAAAGCAUGUCUAAAAGGAGAUCAUUAUUCUGAGUCUCAAGAUUAAAUAGUCAUUCUGAGUUACGUAUACAUGCAUUAUUACAGAAACGGAUACAAAUUCCAAUUGAAAAUGAGAACAGUGAGACAUUUGCUACUUUGGGUACAGAGAGUGAUGUUGAGCCACUUCAAGGUUGAAUUGUCAGUUCCUGAGGCCUAGAAUUAUGUGUCCUGACAUCUGGGUCACAGGGUUAUGGGAAAUCAAUGAAGCAGGUAAAUCAUAUUAUGAUUGUAAGCAAAGAUAUGUGAGGAUAUGACAUCUGGGUCGUUGUCUUCUCAGCAGCUAACACUGGCAGAGGUCCACACUCUUCUACUCUUUCUGCCUUACUCUUGCCAUGAAGAUUUGCAAGCAAAAGUUUGUCAAAGCAAAGCCAUUGCAGGUUAACUAAAUUGACAGUGUUUGUUUGAGGAUUGUCAAGGGAGCAUUUGAAAUAUUGAUGUUAUAGCAUGGUCCUGUACUGUAGCCAACUAGUUGUCAAGCCAUACAUAUCAUGAAUCAAUUUCAAUAAAUUCAACUGACAUCAGCCUUCAUGACUGUUUAUUACUUAUUAAUGAUAGAGUUAUAGGCUUUAAGAUGAAUGGUUCAAGUGUAACCUCCCUCGAAGUAUAGGUGUUCAUUGAGGACCUGAGGGCAGAGUUUGUGGAGGAGUUCAUUUGGCCAUCGGUCCAGGCCAACGCCAUCUAUGAGGACCGCUACCUGCUGGGCACCUCGGUGGCCCGGCCCUGCAUCGCCCGCCGCCAGGUCCAGAUAGCACGCCAGGAGGGCGCCCAGUACGUCUCCCAUGGCGCAACGGGAAAGGUGAGGGGUCAAUCAACAAGGAGAGAGCAGAAAAAAGCCUGGAAAGGCUAAGUGAAACCAUGAGCAUAUUGUUUACAUUGCUCAAAGUUAAUUUUAGAAUAUUGAUUUUGGAUGUUUGUCUCUGUAAAAACCCAAAAUGGUUUCCCAAUAGUCACAUUCAAAUGAAAUGAUUAACUGAGCCCUCAGCUCGCAUUAAUUAGCCUGCUAGCAGAUACUCAUAGACUUCCAGUCAUUGUGCAAACGCUUGUUAGCAUUGGUUCACGAAACUACACUGAACAAAAAUAUAAACGCAACAUGUAGUUUUGGUCCCAUGUUUCAUGAGCCAAAAUAAAAGAUCCCAGAAAUGUUCCAUAUGCACAAAAAGCUUAUUUCUCUCAAAUGUGCACAAAUUAGUUUUCAUCCUUGUUGGUGAGCAUUUCUCCUUUGCCAAGAUAAUCCAUCCCACCUGAUAGGUGUGGCAUAUCAAGAAGCUGAUUAAACAGCAUGAUCAUUACACAACACAAUGCCACAGAUGUCUCAAGUGUUGAUGGAGCAUGCAAUUGGCAUGCUGACUGCAGGAAUGUCCAUCAGAGUUGCCAGAGAAUUGAAUGUUAAUUUCUCUACCAUAAGCCACCUCCAACGUCAUUUUAGAGAAUUUGGCAGUACGUUUAAACGGCCUCACAACCGCAGACCACGUGUAACCACUCCAGCCCAGGACCUCCAAAUCCGGAUUCUUCACCUGCAGGAUCGUCUGAGACCAGCCACCCGUACAGCUGAUGAAACUGGGGGUUUGCACAACCGAAUAAUUUCUGCACAAACUGUCAGAAACCUUCUCAGGGAAGCUCAUCUGCGUGCUCGUCGUCCUCACUAGGGUCUUGACCUGACUGCAGUUCGGCAUCAUAACCGAAAUCAGUGGGCAAAUGCUCACCUUCGAUGGCCACUGGCACGCUGGAGAGGUGUGCUCUUAACAGAUGAAUCCCGGUUUCAACUAUACCGGGCAGAUGGUAGACAGCGUGUACGGCGUCGUGUAGGCGAGCAGUUUGCUGAUGUCAACAUUGUGAACAGAGUGCCCCAUGGUGGGGUUAUGGUAUGGGCAGGCAUAAGCUACGGUCAGCGAACUCAAUUGCGUUUUAUCUAUGUCAAUUUGAAUGCAUAGAGAUACCGUGAUGAGAUCCUGAGGCCCAUUGUCGUGCCAUUCAUCCGCCGCCAUCACCUCAUGUUUCAGCAUGAUAAUGCAUAGCCCCAUGUUGCAAGGAUCUGUACACAAUUCCUGGAAGCUGAAAAUGUCCCAGUUCUUCCAUGGCCUGCAUACUCACCAGACAUGUCACCCAUUGAGCAUGUUUGGGAUGCUCUGGAUCGACGUGUACAACAGCGUGUUCCAGUUCCCGCCAAUAUCCAGCAAGUUCGCAACAGCCAUUGAAGAGGAGUGGAACAACAUCCCACAGGCCACAAUCAACAGCCAGAUCAACUCUAUGCGAAGGAGAUUUCGUGCUACAUGGGGCAAAUGGUGGUCACACCAGAUACUGACUGGUUUUCUGAUCGACACCCCAACUUUUGUGUAAAGGUAUCUGACAAACCGACGCAUAUCUGUAUUCCCAGUCAUGUGAAAUUCAUAGAUCAGGGCCUAAUGAAUUUAUUUCAAUUGACUGAUUUCCUUAUAUGAACUGUAACUCAGUAAAAUCUUUGAAAUUGUUGCAUGUUGCGUUUUAUAUUUUUGUUCAGUGUACCUCUAACUUCCUUCAUACUGGACACAGAGACAUAAAAAUGGUAUCCACAAGUUCAUCUGACUCUGGGGAAGUAGAUAAAGGGCCUCAUUGCCACAAUCCCUAAGUAUCCCAUUAAGCGCUUUCCAGACAGGAAGUGAAACUCUGGAGCGGAUAUUGCCAAAAUUAGAGCAGAUCCUAUUUUCCCGCCUCCACUAGUCCGCUUUCACGUGCACGAGGACUGCCGACCGCUCUGCCAGGAUACAAUUCCCGCCCCCGCCUAGCUCCAUUGAAAAUGAAAGGGAAACUCUGCCGCCGCUUUCUUUCUGGAAAGCCCUUUAGUCCGCCACCAGUGUAACUAUAUGCUGUAGGGAGAUUGAAGUGUGUCCCUGCUCCAACUGUAGAUGGAGACAAAUGCCACUUAAUUGAGAUUUCAACCAACAGUGACUGGUCUCUCACUGGAAGUUUUAUAUGCUUUUUCAACCAUUGGAAGUGAUUUUAAUCUUUUAACUUUUCUUUGGAUGAGUGAGACAUUACCUGUCUGAUUCCCCUUAAUGAUCUCUCUUUGCUAGUAGUGUUCCGAGUGUUUUGUGGCUGAAUGGUAAACUGUCUCUUUCAGGGCAAUGAUCAGAUCCGAUUUGAGCUCACCUGCUAUGCCCUCUACCCUGAGGUCAAAGUGAGUUCUGUUUUCAACAGCCCCAUUGCAUUAACACUUGUAUAACUGUCCUAUCAUUCAAUAUUACUUCAGAUAAUGCACCAUACAAGUACAUGAAUAACCCUCCCUCCUCUGUCUGUCUCCCUCAGAUUAUUGCUCCGUGGAGGAUCCCUGAGUUCUACAAUCGCUUCCGUGGGAGGAAGGAUCUGAUGGAGUAUGCUGAGGUAACACUUCCACAUGGUAGGAUCUCUUCAUACACACGUUGCCUGGCAGUGAGUGUAUGAUAGGAUCUCUUCAUGUUGCCUGGCAAUGAGUGUAUAACCACUUUUCCAUCCACAGUUUUUAUGCGAGUGAAGUCAUAACGUAUAAAGAAAAUCACUACAGCUGUGAUGGAAACAGGAAGUUUCAGUACACUUUUAUAAAGAUAAUUUGUUCGUUCGACAUGGUGGGAUCUUUCGGGGUCUGUACAAUUUAAUUAUGCGAGAAAUGGCGGUGGUAACGCUUUUAUGGGCAAAUAUUGAUAUAAUAACAUCAUAUCGAAAUAAACUUGGGAGUCAAGCAAUGAUAUGGUGUGUGGUCCUUCCACUACCUCUUGGGGAAACCAUGCAGUUUACACUACAUAUUAAAUAAAUUAUGAUGAAUGAACUUCACAGGGUGGUGAAAGUGCAAGGUGAUGAGCUUGAUGCUCCUUUCCAAUAAAUAUCGAGGAUCUUAUUCUGGUGACAUGACGAUCGAUGCUUGACUGCCGUUUGACAAAUACAAAUCUCUCUUUUGUCCAUAUUCUUAUCAUGUAGACUAGCCUACCCACACUGUAUCUGCCAGCUGUUGGCUAGAGCGCCAAGACCAGAGUAGGCACAUUUGCUAUUUAACGCAAAAGGUUUUGACAAAACUAUCAGUACAGUUGAUGGAAACCCAUUUUAAAUAGUUUUUAGUUUUUAUUUGGUACAUGGGAAUUUAACUACAAAAAUAUUUUUUUAUGUGCACUACGUCAUCACGCACAGCCUUUUAUCCGCAACAAGUCAAUUUGAUGGAAACACAGCUCUGGUGGGAAAAUGCACAUCGUUUUUGUGCAUAUUUUAGAAUAUUUGCAUGAAACUCUGUCGCCAAUUGGGUGGAAACCUAGCUAGUGAGUCCUCUGUAGCUCAGCUGGUAGAGCACGGUGCUUGUAACGCCAAGGUAGUUGGUUCGAUCCCCGGGACCACCCAUACACAAAAAUGUAUGCACGCAUGACUGUAAGUCGCUUUGGAUAAAAGCGUCUGCUAAAUGGCAUAUUAUUAUUAUUAUUAUAGUGAGUAUAUGAUAGGAUCUCUUCAUGUUGCCUGGCAGUGAGCGUGUUGUUCUCUACCCUGCCCACUAGAGGGGGAUCAUGGUAUUUCAGUGAGCUGAAAGUCCCCUGUGUGCAUCUCACUCCAGUUGCCACUUUAUCAUGCUUUUCUCCCUUCCCAUAACUUGAUUCUACAACGUUGAACUUUAAAUAACAGAAGGACAUGAUUUAAGUCUAAUCAUCAAUCACAACUGUGAAAAAACAACUGGAGGUGAUCUGAUUGGUUUGACUGGUCAGAACUUUGCAGAUAAUGUAUUGCACAGAGCAGACAGAGUUGAACUGUCACCUGGUAAAUAUUCCAUCUGUUCCCUGUUGUCAUUGACUCUUCUCUGGCCUUUCCAUCACCCCCAGAAACAUGGUAUCCCUGUGCCCGUCACCCCUAAAGCACCCUGGAGCAUGGAUGCCAACCUCAUGCACAUCAGGUGAGAAGAACACCAACUAUACUCGCAAUACUUCAUGGUCAAAUUAAGGUUGAAGAAAAUAAAGUUUUACAUUCUUCUACAAGAAAAGUUAGUAACUUUGGGCGGUAUCUCGGACGGCCCUUUAUUGUAAUUUUCUACCACAUUAGCUAUAUCCUGUAGAAUGACAAAGGGAAUGAAUGUGUUCACCAACAUCCUUCUCAUUGUCUGUUUUAACAGCUACGAGUCUGGAAUACUGGAAAAUCCCAAGGUAAGAUCUUGUUCCUGAUACAGUGUCAAAAACCUAACACCAACACAAUGGUGAAAAAUGCAUGAAUGAGCAGGCUGAGUAAUCACACAGGCCAUUGAUGGCACUUAACCCAACACCGCUCACCAUUCACCCCAGUGCCAUAUUGAACAGGUUGUUACUCUCACAACCUCCUGCUGUCUCUAAAUCAGAAGAGGGAGCUCCUCAAGAGUAGCAGGAUGGGAUACACUGGUCUUAGGUUCACAUAA
Messenger RNA from Coregonus sp. 'balchen', 7601 nucleotides. Lineage: Eukaryota; Metazoa; Chordata; Actinopteri; Salmoniformes; Salmonidae. The record is from the annotation of a GenBank genome assembly.